Alternaria burnsii is the source of this 1278-nucleotide messenger RNA. RefSeq lists its product as uncharacterized. The transcript is spliced from 2 exons. The coding region runs from base 1 to 1278 and encodes 425 amino acids. Lineage: Eukaryota; Fungi; Ascomycota; Dothideomycetes; Pleosporales; Pleosporaceae. The record is from RefSeq and is a predicted model, not a curated record.
AUGGCACCCAAACUCAAGACAUCGAACCCACCACCUCCAGCGUCAUCAGCAUCACCUCACAGUCGCGAUACCAGCCCGGAACUAGGCAGCCCUUCCAAGGUAACGCAAUACAACCAAAAGACAGGCCGUCCUGUUCGCAAAAGCGCGGGCAAGAUCAAGAGGGUCGCGGGUUACGUCGACUUUGAGGAGGCCGAGCUUGACGCCUUGACCGACAGCGAGUUGAGCGAGCUGAGCGAGCCAGACGACGAAGACGACAUGGAUCCACUCAGUCUUUCGGGCAAGAAAAAGAAGAACAAGAAGGGCGCACUGAAGCGUAAACGCAGUCCCUCGCCUCCAUCCCCUCACCUAGAGCCUGUCAUCAACAAUCAAGAGCUUGAUGACCUGACCGACAACGAAGAAGGCGGCGCCUUUCAUCGAAACGACCCUAAGAAGCCACCAAUGACCUUGCAGUUCAACGUACCGCUAGGUUUUCACGGUCCACUCUUCGUUAAGCUUGAUAGCACCCUCCUACACAUCAACCAGCAUGGCAAAUUGCAUGAGAUGCAGCCAGGCAAGUCGAAGAAGCUAUGUACUGUGAGCCCGGAGCAGGUGAGAACAACUGCAGUGCGUCUCAGAGGCUUCACAGAUCUACCAGGCGAGCUCCGAAACACUAUAUAUCGCCAUCUGUUCGCCCGCAAGGACAAAGAUUCAAGGCUUAGAAUCCCCUUGAGAAGCAUUGAUCCCAAAAACAGCCUGACCAAGUCCGCUCAGUUCCUCAGAAGCUGUAAGCUAGUGCACAGCGAAGCCUGUUCCAUCCUCUAUGGUGAGAACACGUUCUCUUUCCAUCGUCAUUACGAUACCCGUGGACCGUACUGGGAGCCGGUACCCAAAGAGAUCGGUUAUCAGGAUGUUUUGCAUUUCUUAAGAACAAUUGGACCCGAGAACAUCCAAUACUUGCGCGAUGUCGAUUUCAUCUUCGAUGAUGCACGCCCCAAAGAUACACCCUACCUCACCUCCAACGAGCAGCGUCGCUAUCUGAACGAUGACUACCUGAUGAACUGUCUGCGAAUUCUCCGGGACGCCAAGCUCCGUAAGAUCUCGAUGUAUUUUGGUGGGCGUCGACAACUGGGCCGCACCGAUGUCAGGUUCCUAGGCUACUUGGAGCAGGUCAAGGCAGACGAGGUGUCGCGGAAAAGCGAGAGGUAUUACCGAAGUGCUGAAAAAUACAUGAGUCACGUCGUUUGGAAUAAUCUGAAGGACAUGAUGACACGCAAAAAGAAGCUUUACGAGAACGAGUAG